Messenger RNA from Vigna umbellata (rice bean), 432 nucleotides. RefSeq lists its product as uncharacterized. The record is from RefSeq and is a predicted model, not a curated record. NCBI's taxonomy places the organism in Eukaryota, Viridiplantae, Streptophyta, Magnoliopsida, Fabales, Fabaceae.
AUGCCUCUUAGGUUGCACCCGAAGCUGUCUGCAAGGUAUUAUGGACCUUUCGAGGUAUUACCGCAGGUGGGGAAAGUAGCCUUUCAUUUACAAUUACCCGAGGCAGCAAGAAUUCAUCCAAUAUUUCACCUGUCACAACUAAAGAAGGCUGUGGGUGAGAAGAGGGUGGAGAAGGCACUUCCGGCUGAGUUACAAGCAAACGAACCCUUGUUUUGGCCGGUAAGGAUUUUAGACAGAAGAACAAGGCAGCUGGCAUCAGAGAAAAUACCUCAGGUGUUGAUAGAGUGGCAAGAAGGGGGUCAAGAGGGCGCCACCUGGAAGACGUGGCAACCAUACAGGAGCAGUAUCAUGAAUUCAACCUUGGGGUCAAGGUUGUUGGAGGGGAGGGGAGUAAUGUUAGGGGUUUUCCUCUUUGUUGCAUGCUUUGUUUAA